This is a messenger RNA of Seminavis robusta, 1988 nucleotides long. Lineage: Eukaryota; Bacillariophyta; Bacillariophyceae; Naviculales; Naviculaceae. The record is from the annotation of a GenBank genome assembly.
AUCAUUGGCUUCCGACAUUCCAACGGUCCCAUAAAUCGCAAGCCCGUUAUUUUCGUUUUUUGUUGCCAUCGUGCACUUCGCAUCAUCUCAUUGAAAUCGACCCAGUUCAUGAAUUCUAUCAGCUCUGAUCACCGUGGUUAACAAGGCGUGUUACUGUAUCUGUAGACUGUCAUCAGUUCGUUAUUAUCAGGAGCAGCGUGGAGAUUGAGGAGAGUAUGACAUCGGGGACUGUUGCGGUGAAACCAGAAGAAAUACAAGAAGAAAACCGAAAACCCAUAUCAGUCACCGUCAAAACAUCACAAAGAGAAGAGAGCGCCGUUCCAACUCAAGUCUUUUCGUCUCCACCUGCCAAGAGACCGUCCGCCUUUCGGCCCUCUCCGGUCUCGGUUUCGUCAUUUCAUAGCACCAGUUACUUUGAUUCUCCUGAUUUUUCGCGGCGUCAAUCCACAUUCAAAAGCGGUUAUUCGUUCUACCACCAGCAUAGCAGAAGCAUUAUGCCAGUCCCCGUUUCCUCCGAACAUGGUCAGGGGAAUGAUGGGGAACCUCCUUCACGAGGUGGCUACCGUCCCCCUCCACCUGGAUAUGGAUCACCGUACCCUCCGUAUGCCGCCUUCCCGCCAGGUCAUCCUUACGGUGGACCUCCUCCACCUCAUGGAUAUUCUCCUCAUCAUGCUUAUCCGCCCCACCAUCAUUCGACAGCGUACUCUCCUGGAGGAGGUUAUCAAGGAAGACCCAUUUAUGGAUAUGCUGGUAGUGGAGCCUAUGAAGGUGGACCCGGUGGAUACCCCAUGCAGCAAUCUCGCAGUGAAGUAGGCAGAGCCAAAACUCCACCAUUCCAACGACCUAGAGGAGCCAGUGCUCCCCCACCUGCCUCUAGACCCAGUCCAGCCGCUCCAGGACCGCCUCCUGUGUCUGUAGCGGCGGCAACUGCUUCUCAGCGCAGUAGCCCCAUGGCAUCUUCCUCUUCUGCUGCUGGGCGAAGGGACACCAAAUCCAGUCCUGAACAACAGCAACAACAGCCUGAUCAUUUGCCAUCGAGUCACCACCAUGCAUCAUCGUCAUCACAACAACCACGUUCCUCUCCCACCAAAAUUGCCGAUGACUUGGAAACUGAACGAUUGCGACAGGCUGCCUUGACCGAAAUUAGUCCUUCUCAAGUGGCACCCAUCAAAACGGCAUUUCACUUUUUUGUCAUGGACAUGCGAGACAGCAUGCGCCCAUUAGCUGUUGAAGAAGUCCGAAGAUCUACUCGUGCACGAGAGGGAGAACCAUUGGAUCCAUACUUGGUCAAUGCCAAUUUGAAUUGUAGGCUCAUCAAGGCAUGGGAAGACGUAAGUGAAGAAGCCCGGCAGGCAUGCAUGACACGGGAAGAAGCUGAUCGACGUCGCUUCAUGGAGGAAGAAGAAAUUGCCAGUCGUCACUGUGCCACUCUCACGGCACGAUCCAAGAGUCCCAAAACACCCGAACGACGAACCAGCAGCAAUACCAAUGGCGGCCAUCUUGGAGGUGACAGUCGCGCAACUCCCAAUCCAUCCCCGACUUCCAUGACCACCAAUCCAUCUCCGUCGCCCAUCUCGAGACUUUCUGUGGAACAUCAACACAACAACAAUGACGAUAACGACGAGAAAAAAGUGGACGAUUCCGCCAUUCCUUCGCGCGUUGUGACGAUCCAUGAUGUGGAUAACAAGGAACAUCGGCUGGCCGGCAGUCCCGACGGUGGCGGCACCAGCAAACGACCUUCGCCAACGAAAACAGAUGAAAAGGGUGCAUCUCCACCCAAGCGGAAUCGACUGGAGGAAGAAGGCAGUAUGACAGCAGCAGCACCAUAAUGCCGGCGAAACAAGGAAAAAUGCAUCAUCAAAUUUUAAAAGCAAAGCUAACAUUCAUGAAGUUAAAACAUGGGGGCAGAGAAUCCAGCAGUGCGCGGGAGGAUUCAACAGUUUUGGUUGACUAACUAAAUAACGAACUAGUGAAGAGCUACGCGAAGU